Clarias gariepinus (North African catfish) is the source of this 6903-nucleotide messenger RNA. RefSeq names its product phosphodiesterase 3B (gene pde3b). The coding region runs from base 277 to 3582 and encodes 1101 amino acids. Gene Ontology annotation, biological process: signal transduction. The record is from RefSeq and is a predicted model, not a curated record. NCBI's taxonomy places the organism in Eukaryota, Metazoa, Chordata, Actinopteri, Siluriformes, Clariidae. Gene Ontology annotation, cellular component: membrane. The transcript has 16 exons. Gene Ontology annotation, molecular function: protein kinase B binding; 3',5'-cyclic-AMP phosphodiesterase activity.
GAACUCCUCAGCCCUGAGACAACAACACAGCUCCAGCUUCUUCCUUUACAGUCGAGAGAGAGAAGAAAAAAAAAAAAGAGCCAUGCCCGAGCGCGUUUGAGCUGGUUCCGGAGCGCGCGCGCUGUGUAAACCGUGUGUGUGUGCGCGCGUGUGUGAGAGUGCGCGCGGGCGGCGGGAUGAGAGUGUGAGACCGGACCGGACCGGACCGGACCGCGCGUGCGUGUGUGUGUGUGUGUGUGUGUGAGAGCGAGUGUCGGUUCGGGCGGAGGGAGAAUCAUGUCGGGUCGGGAGGAGGGCGAGGCUCCGCGCGGCGGCGGCGGCGGUAAGGCGGAGAGGAACGGCUACGUGAGGGGCUGCGUCACUCCGCUCAGGCAGGACCCGCCGCGGGGACUCCUCUACAGCGCGUGCCGCUCCGGUACCGGCCCGGGCCCGGGCUCGGGCUCCCCCGGGGUGUCGCGCGCCUCCGCCGCCUGCGCGGGAGCACUGGCCGCGCUCGCGCUCUCCCUCCUCCUCUUCCUCCUCACGCGCCGCUUUCCGAGCGCCGAACUGUGCGCGCUCCUGUGGGACACCGCGCGCGCCCUCAGCCCGCUCUUCAGCAUCGGGAGCGCGCACUUCUUCCUCACCUUCUACCUGCGGCGGCGGAGGCGCGAGAGCGGGCGCGCGUGGCUCGUGGCCCUGCCGGUGUGCUGCUACCUGGGGGAGGCGCUGCGCUGGGGGGAGGGGGAGCAGGGGGGCGGCGGCGGGGGCGGCACUGCGGGGCGUCUGCUACCGGCGCUCGGGUGUGUGGGGGCGCUGACCCUGCUGCCCCCGGGGCUCCGCCUCUCACACAGCCUGCUGGUGCUGCUGCUCUCCGGCGCCGCCUGGCUGCUCGCGCACGCCGGGCUCGGCGCCGUGGCCCCCGCGCUCAGGCCCCUCCUCGCCUGCGCCGCCGCAGUCACCGGCUCCGUGCUGGGCCUCGGGUUCGACCGCUCGCACCCGCCCCGGGAACCGCCCCACCGGGCCGCCGAGGAGCGCGUGCCCGUGGUGAGGCCCAGGCGCAGGUCCAGCUGCGUGUCCCUCGGGGAGACGUCCGGGAACUACUGCGGCGGCUGGAGGAGGCCGAGGAGACCCUCGCUGCCCUGUAUCUCACGGGAACAGAUGAUCCUGUGGGACUGGGACCUGAAGCAGUGGUCCAAACCUCAGUACCAGGGUUCAGUGUGUGGAGCAGAUCCCUCAGUGAUUAGUGAUGUGAAGAAUCUGAUCUCAGACCUGCUGCAGGACUCGUCUCUGUCUCCACACGUCGUGACGUCAUUGCGUAGCGUCAGCAGUUUGAUCAGCAGCGUCUCGGGCUCCUGUCGGCCGCGUCCCAAUCCGUUCGUGCUGUUCCCCGGGUUCUACCCCUGCGCCGAGGCGGAGGAUCCGAGCGACCGGGCCGAGAGAAAGCCUUUGAAGGGCCUGAGCAGUAGGAACAGUCUGCCCACUCCUCAACUGAGACGGAGCUCUGCGUCCUCGUCCCUCUCUCCUCUGGAGACGCUCUCGUCUCCUCGCUGGGAGCGCAGUAACGGGAAGAGAUCUCACAGCGAGCUGAGCGCCAGCAGUCAGAACAGUUUCUCCAACGGCCCGAACACCAACCUGCUGACCAUCCCCAAGCAGAGGUCCUCCUCUGUCACACUGUCCUAUGGACACACCAUGUCCAGGAGACCAGGUGCGUCUCCCAGUCUGAGUCCGCUCAGUUCUCCGAGUCACAGUCCCGCGUCGUGUCUGAGCUCGUCGCUCAUCGCCCGUUCUCCCGUGGAGUUCCCCGACACGGCCGACAUCCUCACCAAGCCCAGCGUGAACCCGCACAAAGCCCCGGGGUUCUCCUUCAGCUCACUCUGCACCAGUUGUGGGCGUCAGAUACUGAAGAGCAGUUCUAAUGCCGAGGUGGGUGAUGGUCACAUGACUUCUGGGCCUGAAAUGCAGAGAAGACGAUCAGCAGAAAACCUCUACAAUGCCCUCACAGCCUGUCGUGACUCAGAUGCUGCACGGUUGCUUUUCUCAGCCGAGGUGACGGAAUAUGGCAGCGAUGGACUGAUCAGGGAGGAGAGCGGGGAAACCGAGGCUCAGGAAGAGGAAGCAGGACCGACUCCGAAAGCUCAGCAUGAAGAGGAGGAGGAGGAACAAAGUGUGCAGGAGACGGCGUCUCAUCCUGAGGAAUUCAAGUUAGAUCCACUGCUGGAGGACCAAGAAGCUCUGGUGGAGAAGCUUAACAACUGGAACUUCCAGAUCUUUGACCUGAUGGAGCAGACAGGAGGGAAGUCAGGACGAAUCCUUAGCUACGUGGCCUACACUUUGUUCCAGGACACGGGUCUGUUUGAAAUCUUCAAAAUCCCUGUCCGGGAAUUCAUGACGUACUUCUGCGCACUGGAGAGCGGCUACCGUGAUAUACCCUAUCACAAUCGUGUCCAUGCUGCAGACGUCCUUCACGCCGUGUGGUACCUCACCACCAGACCCAUCCCAGGCUUCCAGCAGAUCCAUAAUGAACAUGUGACAGGAAGUGACACAGAUUCAGACAGCGGUAUCUCACCUGGUCGGGUUUCUUAUGCUUUGUCCAAAAGCUCGUCCGUCUCAGACAGCAGUUACGGCUGCUUGGCCUGGAACGUCCCGGCGCUCGAGCUCAUGGCUCUUUAUGUAGCAGCUGCUAUGCACGAUUAUGAUCACCCAGGUCGCACAAACGCCUUUCUUGUAGCUACUAACGCCCCUCAGGCGGUGCUGUACAAUGAUCGCUCAGUUCUGGAGAACCACCAUGCUGCUGCUGCGUGGAGCCUCUUCCUGUCUCAGCCUGAGUUUAACUUUCUGCCCAACCUGGACCAUGUCGAGUUCAAGCGUUUUCGCUUUCUUGUCAUCGAGGCCGUCCUCGCCACGGAUCUGAAGAAGCACUUUGAUUUCUUAGCCGAGUUUAACUCCAAGGUUACGGAUGUGAACAGCCCAGGUAUCGACUGGACUAAUGAGAACGACAGAUUGUUGGUAUGCCAAGUGUGCAUCAAGCUGGCAGAUAUUAACGGACCAGCUAAAGAGCGCAGACUUCACCUUAAAUGGACAGAGGGCAUCGUCAAUGAGUUUUACGAACAGGGGGAUGAGGAGGCUCACCUCGGAUUACCCAUCAGCCCUUUCAUGGACCGCUCCGCGCCACAGCUGGCCAAGCUGCAGGAGUCCUUCAUCACGCAUAUAGUCGGGCCUCUGUGCAACUCGUACGACGCUGCUGGCCUCCUGCCGGGUCACUGGGUUGAUGAGGAAGAGAUGAAUGGAGAAGACGGAGAGGAGGCUGAUGCUGAAGAUACGGAGAGUGACGAUGAAGACCUUGAUGAGGAUCUUCAGUUAAAACCGAGGAAAAGUUGCCCGCGUCUGUUCUGCAGCAUUAUGCACCACCUGACCGAAAACCACACGGCAUGGAAGCAGAUCAUCGAGGAAGAGGAGAAGAACUGCGAGCUGGGCCUUCAUCAGCAGCAGGAGCAGCAGCAGGCGGACGCACUGAGCCUUCCUCCUCCCUCCUCAUCCUCAGAUGACAUUCAGGUCAUUGAAGAGGAGGCUGAAGAGGAGGAGGGGCAGCAGGAGGGGAAUUGAGUUGAGCUGAUUGGCUGAGAGAGAAACUCUUUCCUCCUCUCCAUCAGAACGCAGACACACGGCCCAAAUCGACACCGCAAGAUUCCGCCAGAUCUCCUGUACUGAAAUGAAUCACUGUGAUGCACAUGCAGUUCACAUGGUGUUAAAGUUUUUUGUUUUUUUUAAAGGCCUUACUACUGUGAGAGCAUCCUGUGCACUUUCACCUCGUGGAGAACGACGAAGGAUCAGCAAAAGUGUUGAAAAGAGACACAAUAAUGAAAUACAUGAAUUCUCCUUGGUUAUUUUGCUGUGAUGCUGCCUGGAAAGCAGAGCUCUUAACUCUCCUGUAGGUACUUAUUACAAUUAUUAUUUAAAAGAUAAAAAGAAAGGAAAAAAAAAAGAAUGGCAGAAGACAUUCAAGUCAUCACUUGUUACCAAAGCGAACAGUUAAAAACAAACGAGGCUGAGUCGAUAUCAGGCUCAGUGUCAGGAAAACUCUAGAAGCGUAAAUCAAACGUGCCUGUCUGAAUCAUUAUUGUGUUAUUGUUUUGUUUGUUUGUUUGCUUUUAUUUGACGUCUUUCUGUUUUGUCCCCCUGUGGUCCUGGUGACGGACUCGGAGCGACACGUGCCGUUUCCUCCUCAUGCUGGUGACACGAAAACACUGUAUCACUGAACUCAGCCACUCGGACUCUCACAUGGACACGCUGACGUUUUGACUGAAAAAAUAUGAAUAUUUACUUCUGCGUCAUUUUCGGAUGCCUUUUUUACUCACCUGCCUUUAGUUUUAGUUUUUUCCCCCUUUCCUCCUCAGGAACGCCAGAUUGCCAUUUAUUUUUCUUCUAGUAAACUGUUGAAUGCGUCAAGUACAGAACAGAAUACAAACACUGCUCUAAUAUAAGGAUCUUAAUGUGUGUGUGUGUGUGUGUGUCUGUCUUGGGUCUAUAGGUGUGUGAGCAUUGACACAGUUAGUUUUGGUUAUUUUUAUUGUCUACUACAGAAGUUCAUUAAUGAAUGUGAGCCCAGAGUGUGACCUUUGUGACCUUUGAGGAAACUUAGAUCCGGAUGACGUGAGUGGUGAGGAAUCGUCUCACUUUAUAAAAGGACUCGAGUUCAUCCACAAACCCACGUAUUCAAUUGUAUUUUUUAAAUAAUUGGUUAUGAACCCCAGUGGACGCUGGUUUCCUCCCUGGUCUUGAUGAUCUUGCAGGUCUGUACUGCAGCAGUUUUCACUUCCUGUUUGUUGUCGAGGUGUUUUCCCCUCAGUUUUACUUUCAGCAAAUGAAAUGCAGCUCAGUUGGAUUCAUGCCAAGUCUUAAAAAGUUUUGGGUUGCGUUUCAAGUAUGCUUUGGAUCGUUGUCCAUGUGCAACCUGAAGUUCCAUCCAAGAAGUUUUGAAGCAUUAGGCUGAGUGUAAGCAGAUAAUAUCGCCCUGUACAUUCAGAAUUCAUCUGCAAUCCAUGACAUCAUCAAUAAAUACAACAAAACCAGUCCCACUGGCGUCCGUACACACUCGAGCCAUAAGAUGAGGUCAUGUACUCCACCCUUAAACUCCACUUCAGACCCUUUAUCUGCUUACUGGUAAAGUGAAAGAUGGAGGGGAUGACAGAUCUGUCCAGUGACGUUUGGGAUCGUAUCUAAAAGGUUCCUCUCUCACCUGAUUGGGUCGUGAAUGAACUCAAAUCCAUUAUUUCAUUUAAACUCCAAUGUGCUGUGGUAGUCUACAAAAAUAACAGCACUUCACAAUACAAAUGCUUGGAUGAACCUGACUGUGACACAAAGAUGCGCACACACACACACACGCUCACUCACACACACACACACACACACACACACUUCUUUCUGCACAGUUUCUCAGGAUUCAUUCGGAAUGAUCGUCCUGUUUGGAUUGUUUAAAGUUUAAAGGCAGUGAUUUCAGGCAUCGUGACUGAAUAUUAAACAAUCCUCAGUCCAGAUGUUGAGAAGGACUUGGGCAUCCGUGGCUUUGUUCUGGUGUAAAGAAGCUGAAAUUCAGUCAGAUACAAGAUUGCGGCUAGCGAGCAGUAUCGGCUCCCUGAACCCAAAGUAUUGUUCUGUUUUAAUAAAAACAGAGAUUGAGAAUGCAAGGUAAAUCUCGAUGUAUGUAAUAGGCAAUUUGAGUUUGUCUCGAGUUUAACCAUCACAAUCUUUUGUUAAAUAACACUGCAGACAUUUCUUUUUUGCUUUGUUUAAUUUUUGAGAAAUCUUUGCCAAACGGGCAAGCAGGCCAGUGCAUCAAUUUUAAGUGAUCCAGGGUUUCACCUCAAAAAGUAAAAGCUGUACACAUUUGUAUAUUUUUCGUAUCCUUCACCAUAAGGGUUAAUACUAAAAGCUAUAUACAGUAUAUAUAUAUUUUUUUUUUUUUCUUUUUCUUCUUUAAAGCGAGAACUCUAGGCAUUCCACUAGAAUAAAGAAGAGGAAGGGGAGACUGACAUGCUGCUCUCCUCAUUGCAUUUUGUUUGAGGAGGAAAGUUCUCAAGUAGGCAGUGUACAUCAAACGAUAUGAAUAUAAGAAACAAAAAAAGAGAAAAUGUCCUUAAAAAUGUGCACAUUUUACUACCAAACAAGUGUUUAAUCUCUGCACAGAAAGAGUAUCUGCAUAUAUAAAUAUCUAUAAAUAUAUAUUUUUUAAUUAAUCAACUGAAUGCGUCUGUUUUCUACAUACAGCUGACAUUGUACAUUAAGAAUCUGUAAUUAUCAUCAACUUUCUAAAGUUUUUAUUCUAAUAUUAUUUUCAGAUGUUGAUGUGUGUUGUGUUUUAUUUUAAUAAUUGUUGCCUUUGUGUUUCUGUGCAUAACCACUCUGCUGAGAAGCUUAUUUCCCCUCUAAAGCUGGAGGCUGUGAGUCAGCUAGCUAUAGUGCCAAAUGCCCCCUUGUCUCCCAUGAAAGCCCCCCCGCCCCCACCCUUCUGCCCCACCCCCACUGCCGUUCGCUUUGUCAUGCAUUUGGUCUUUAUUCAUUUUGGGAGUUAAUGGUUGCUACACCGCAACUAUUAUUGCUUCUGGUUCAUUCUUUCCUUUGUUGAUUCAUUCUUUCUUUCCUGUUUUCUUUCGUUCUUCCCUUUUCUAUUUUCUCUACAUCCGUCAUCACCAGGAAACCACAGUCUUCAUCACUUUGUGCUGCUUUACAUUUCUCCAUAUUCAGUUUUUCCCACUGCAUUGCCCUUCAACAGCCUUCUCAGGAGAAUUGAGACAUGUUUAUGUAGCAAGUCCAGUAGCGGUGUCUAAUGUAACCAUUUCAGUCUUUUCAUCUUUGUAGGGAGAAACUGUCUCCCCCUCACACGUCCACUGUUAUUUAUCUCUCUCCAUAAAGAAUACCAACUCUGAA